This is a messenger RNA of Cornus florida, 1390 nucleotides long. Its product is annotated as ras-related protein Rab11C-like. Lineage: Eukaryota; Viridiplantae; Streptophyta; Magnoliopsida; Cornales; Cornaceae. The transcript is spliced from 2 exons. Gene Ontology annotation, cellular component: endosome. Bases 517 to 1140 code for a protein of 207 amino acids. The record is from RefSeq and is a predicted model, not a curated record. Gene Ontology annotation, molecular function: GTP binding; GTPase activity.
GAUUCUCUCUCCUGGCAGCCAGUCUGCCCACUGUCAGUGCCAACUCAGGGUUUGAUACAGCAAUUUGUCAACUUCCAAAAACGUCACCGUUCUUUUUAUAUAAAACAAAUAAAGAAUCUUCAUUAUUACCAUUUUUUUUUUUUUUUUUUUUUUAAAUUUAUCAUACUGUAUUGUUUUUGUCUAAAUUUCUUUUCUUUUAUGAAAUUAUGGAUAGCCAAUACUACGUAUAUAAGAAGCCGUUUCAAAAAGAAAGUCUUCUCUUUGUUCAUUUCUUCCCUCAUUUUCACUGCAAUUGACAUUGCAGACACCAAUUUCGUCCCAAUACCUCCUGGUAUCUCCUUAAACUAUCCGCCUCUCUAUUUUUUUUUUUUUUUUUGCAUAUAUAUAUGCAAAUGUAUGUUAUGGGUUUGUUUGGAAUGUGAUUAAAUCCAUGUGGGUAUUGAAUGGUUUUUAGAUGUGGGUUUUGUUUGUGUUGAAUUUGUAGGUGAGGCAGUGGAGAGAAGAAGAAGUUAAACAAUGGCGAAUAGGGUUGAUCACGAGUACGACUAUCUAUUCAAGAUUGUGUUGAUUGGGGACUCUGGGGUUGGGAAAUCCAACAUUCUCUCCAGGUUUACCAGAAAUGAGUUCUCCAUGGAGUCCAAAUCCAACAUCGGUGUUGAGUUCGCUACCAGAACUCUCCAGGUAGAUGGAAAAACAGUGAAGGCACAGAUUUGGGAUACUAGUGCUUACUAUAGGGGAGCUGUUGGUGCACUCCUUGUCUAUGACAUAACAAAGGGACAAACCUUUGACAAUGUCCAGAGGUGGCUCCGAGAAUUGAGGGACCAUGCGGACUCUAACAUUGUCAUCAUGAUGGCUGGAAACAAGUCUGAUCUAAACCAUCUCAGAGCCGUCCCAGAUCAGGAUGGUCUGGCCUUGGCUGAGAAGGAAGGGCUUUCAUUUCUUGAGACAUCAGCAUUGGAAGCUUUCAACAUUGACAAGGCAUUCCAAACCAUUUUGACACAGAUAUACCAUAUCAUGAGCAAGAAAGCAUUGGCAGCCCAGGAAGCUGCCACCACCACUGUACUUCCUGGUCAAGGGACGACUAUCAAUGUUGGUGAUGCAUCAGGCAAUACAAAGAAAACAGGCUGCUGUUCAACUUAAGUUGACAUCGGCAGAGGAAAUAUGAUUUGGUAGCAGACAUGUAGACUUGUAGAAUAUUUUCCUCUUCGAGUUGUUAUGUGAAGCAAGCUAGUGAAAAUUAAAACAAGAGUAUGGUUAUCGGCUAGCCGGAUCUGCACCCUUUGUAUGGUACAUUUUUAGUUGUGACCGUAGUGGAAAUGACUGAUACUGUGUGAUUUUAUGAAACAUUGUAACUUGUGUGGUGCUUUAUAAUUGUGUCAUCGGAUUACUC